Molecule: messenger RNA, 1304 nt
Organism: Paramisgurnus dabryanus
Lineage: Eukaryota; Metazoa; Chordata; Actinopteri; Cypriniformes; Cobitidae
Gene: sf3a2
Product: splicing factor 3a, subunit 2
Biological process (GO): spliceosomal complex assembly
Cellular component (GO): nucleus; U2-type prespliceosome; catalytic step 2 spliceosome
Molecular function (GO): zinc ion binding; nucleic acid binding
Source: RefSeq, a predicted model, not a curated record
AAGAAGAAGAAGAAGGAAACGGAAGUGCUGCAAGUGCGGCUGCGCACUGAAGUAACAACGGCAGAAGCGUGAUUUGGACGUUGUGGAGCAGCAGUGUGAAGAUCUGUUAUCAUGGAUUUCCAGCACAGAGCUGGAGGGAAAACGGGCAGCGGCGGCGUCGCGUCCGCCUCCGAGAGCAACCGAGAUCGACGCGAGCGUCUGCGGCAGCUCGCCCUAGAGACCAUAGACAUCAAUAAAGAUCCGUACUUCAUGAAAAACCACUUGGGCUCAUAUGAGUGUAAACUGUGUCUCACGCUUCACAACAAUGAGGGAAGUUAUCUGGCUCACACACAGGGAAAGAAACAUCAGACUAAUCUAGCGAGACGAGCAGCAAAAGAGGCAAAAGAUGCACCUGCGCAGCCGGCUCCGGAGAAAGUAAAGGUGGAAGUGAAGAAAUUUGUCAAGAUUGGCCGACCUGGUUAUAAAGUUACGAAACAGAGGGAUUCAGAGAGCGGACAGCAGAGUCUACUUUUCCAGAUUGACUAUCCAGAGGUAGCGGAAGGCAUCGGACCAAGGCAUCGGUUUAUGUCAGCGUACGAGCAGAGAAUCGAACCCCCGGACCGCCGUUGGCAGUACCUGCUGUUUGCGGCCGAGCCCUACGAAACCAUCGCGUUCAAGGUCCCCAGCCGUGAGAUUGAUAAAGCAGAGACUCGCUUUUGGACUCACUGGAAUAGGGAAACAAAACAGUUCUUUCUGCAGUUUCACUUUAAGAUGGAGAAAGCUAUGCCAGCUGCACCGGGUCAAGCGGUGUCCGUCGGCGUCAAGCGUCCACCGUCGCUCAUCACUGGACUCGGGCCACGCUCAUCUGGUGACUCCAUGCCUCCUCCACCCCCUGGUGGCAUGCAUGGAAUGCCCCCAUUGCCCCCUGGUGCUCCUGUACCACCCCAUAUGCCCCCACCAGGUGCUCUGCCUCCCCACCUGAGGCCCCCCCUCCCCACAGAUGGCCAAACUGGAAUGCCUCCACCACAAUAACUGAACAUUCAGGAUAUUUUCUCUAAAAAAUGUAUUUCAUUUGGUCUCUCUAGACACCGUGGACACUUGUGUAAAGCAACGUGUGAUUCCUCUUGAGAAUAUGUUGCGAUUUGAUAACAUUUUAAGUGUUUAACUGUUAAAAGAAUUGCUUUGGUUUGUGUCCAUAUGCACCAGCAUGAGGUUUGAGAUCUGGAUUUCUAGGUCUGAGUCUCAAUGCGAAUCAGCCCAACCACACAAUGUCCCUAGUGAUUUUUUUUUAUGUUUUUAGUAUUAAAAGGAAAAUAAUUCUUUAA